AUGCCAGCUAAGCAAAUCUACGUGCGCUCACACAAAGAGAUCGAGGAAAAAUUGGAGGAAAUAUUUGCUAGCAACGGUGGACAAAAGGUGAUUCUGCUCCUCGAAGGAUCAACCGAUAUGACCGGUGAAAGCUGGAAUAAGGCAUGCCAAGAAGUUGAGACGUUGUUGGAACCCCUUUUGAAUUCCGCUUCCGAGAAAACGGUUUUUUUAAUGGCGGAAGUCGGUAAUGAGGAAGCAUGGCGAGAUGAAGCUAACUUCUUUAAGAAGCAUGCGAUCUACAAGCUGACUGCCAUUCCAACGCUAUUUUCAUUCACAGGACCGGAAUCAGUGGCCAAACGCCUUGACGGUCCAGCUUGCCUUGACAAGGACGCGCUGACAGAAUUCUUCAAAUAA
Molecule: messenger RNA, 393 nt
Organism: Echinococcus granulosus
Lineage: Eukaryota; Metazoa; Platyhelminthes; Cestoda; Cyclophyllidea; Taeniidae
Product: Thioredoxin domain-containing protein
Exons: 4
Coding region: 1-393 (130 amino acids)
Cellular component (GO): cytosol
Molecular function (GO): protein-disulfide reductase [NAD(P)H] activity
Source: RefSeq, a predicted model, not a curated record